Cheilinus undulatus (humphead wrasse) is the source of this 7545-nucleotide messenger RNA. It is a transcript of the gene lpin1a, whose product is annotated as lipin 1a. Lineage: Eukaryota; Metazoa; Chordata; Actinopteri; Labriformes; Labridae. The transcript has 23 exons. Gene Ontology annotation, cellular component: mitochondrial outer membrane; nucleus. The record is from RefSeq and is a predicted model, not a curated record. The coding region runs from base 303 to 3167 and encodes 954 amino acids. Gene Ontology annotation, biological process: triglyceride biosynthetic process; cellular response to insulin stimulus; fatty acid catabolic process. Gene Ontology annotation, molecular function: transcription coactivator activity; phosphatidate phosphatase activity.
GUCAACUAGAACCACGUAGAAGAGCUUUAGCACCAUCUUGAACGCAUGUAUAUCAAGAUACACGGAGUAGGCCUUCAGAGCAUUUACAAAGAAAGGAUCUCAAACUGUAAAGAAUUAAGGAACACAAAAUUUAAGAGCUGACCAGGGAAGACACUUAGAUUUUUGUUACCAUCAUCUUGACUUCUGCAAAAUCUUUGAGAAGAUUUCUACUCAGACCACUCAGAAGGACUCCUUCAGAUUAUCCUGCUAUGCACUGAAAAUUUUCACAACAUAAGUCUGCAGAGCAGCCCAGCUAGUGAACCAUGCGACAUCAAGUUAUGACCCAUGUGGAGGAUGACGAGCAAGACUUCAGCAGCCACAGUGAAGAUGACAGCCCCAGUUACACUUGGUCCUGGUUACAGACCAUGAACUAUGUGGGUCAGCUGGCAGGUCAGGUGUUUGUGCAGGUCAAGGAGCUGUACAGGGGGCUCAACCCUGCCACCCUGUCUGGAUGUAUAGAUGUCAUCGUGGUGAGACAGCCCGAUGGCUCCCUGCAGUGCUCCCCCUUUCACGUCCGCUUUGGCAAGAUGGGUGUGCUGCGGUCUCGAGAGAAAGUGGUGGACAUUGAGAUUAAUGGAGAGCCGGUGAGCUUGCACAUGAAGCUUGGGGAGAAUGGUGAGGCCUUCUUCGUCAAAGAGGCCGAGAACACUCUGGAAGUAGUUCCGUCCUACCUCGCCACCUCACCCAUCAUGUCCAUGGGGGAGCAGUUAAUGGAGUCCCAGCUGGGCCGGGGCACUGCUCGUCACCAUGACACGAUCCCCUGCGGCUCACUCCCUGUCCAAAACCUGGGGCUGCAGCAAAGUGACAGCGGGAUUUCCAAGAAGAGGAGGAAGAGGAGGAGGAAGGCUCGGCCAGAGUCGGGUGGAGGGGGAGGAGGGAGGAGAGAGGAGAGUGGGGAAGAGUUCUCCGAUGAAGAGGACAUGUUCACUAUUGAUCUGAGCUCAGAUGAUGAGAAAGAGGGGGACUGCAGCAGAUCCGGGUUUGGGGAUCAGGGCUCUACAGCCAACAUUCACACACGCCCCAGCACUGACUGGUCCCAUUUAAAAAGUAAAGGGGAUCAGGAGACUCUCUCCAUCCCUUCACCGUGUGGUCUGUCCAUCUCUUGUCCUCAGCAGACCUCUCACUUCUCUUCCCCUGUUAGCAGUCCCGAUGAGUCACGGUCAUCAACACCGAAGAGUGACUCUGAGUUAAACAAUCAGAACAAAGAUAACCCUGAGAUGCUGUGGAGCUGGGGAGAACUGCCACAAGCUGCUCAGCCAUCCUUCCUUGCUUCCCAUCAAAAGCAGGACCAAGCAACAGUGGUCUCCAUCCCAGUGUCUUCCAGCACUCACUUCAGAGCCAUUAACGACACUGGACCUUCUUCCCUUACUCUCUAUGCUCCUCAGUCAGGAGAGAUGGCUGCUCACAGUGGGGACAAGGACAACAAGACUGGGGACAAGGUUGGAGGAGAGCAAGGAAGAACAGUGGAAAGCAUUGGGGCAUCGUGUACAGACAUGGAGGGUUUAACAGCCAGCUCAGCUCCCAGAAUGCUCCUGGACCAUCUUGAUGAGGGGAGGAACAGAGGAAGCCCUGUCAGAAGAACAGACUCACCAUCCAAGAAGAAAGAAAAGAGAAGCCAACACCUGGGUGCUGAUGGCAUUUACCUGGAUGAUAUUACAGAGCUUGAGCCUGAAGUUGCUGCUCUCUACUUCCCUAAAAGUGAUGGAGGCAGCAGUUCUAUGAAAAUAGACUCAGAGAUGAUGAUGAUGGGAGUGCGGAGCAAUAACCAGUCCCCACAGUCAGUGGGCAGCAGCGGGAUAGACAGUGGUGUCGACAGUUUAUCAGAUCAGAUGGGAGACCUGCCUCAUGUUGCCAUCUCUUUGUGUGGAGGACUCACUGACAACAGAGAGAUUACAAGAGAGCAGUUCCAGGAAAGGGCAGUGUCAUACCAGCAGUUUUCUGAAAACCCUUCAAUCAUCGAUGACCCUAAUCUGGUGGUCAAGAUUGGAAACAAGUACUACAACUGGAACACAGCAGCUCCGGUCAUGUUGGCAAUGCAGGUCUAUCAGAAACCACUGCCGCAGGCAUCAGUGGAGAACAUCAUGAAAGAAAAGAUGCCAAAGAAAGGAGGACGCUGGUGGUUCUCAUGGAGAAGCAGGAACAGUGACUCCAAAUCAGAUUCAGUGGAGGCAGGAGGAGACAGAGGAGAGAGCUCAGUCACCAUGUCCUCAGUGAACAGAGUGAAGGAUGAGUCAUCCUCCAGUGACGAGGAUCAUAGAUCUUCCAAUCAGGAGUCCCACCUGUCAGAUCCCCUCAUGACUUCAAACAGUGUUUGUUAUAAGAAGACUCUUCGGCUCACCUCAGAGCAGCUGGCCAGCCUGCAGCUAAAGGAAGGUCCUAAUGAGGUUGUUUUCAGUGUGACCACGCAAUAUCAGGGCACCUGCCGUUGCCAUGGCACUAUCUAUCUCUGGAGCUGGGAUGACAAGAUAGUGAUCUCAGAUAUAGAUGGGACAAUCACCAGGUCCGACACACUGGGUCACAUCCUCCCAACGCUGGGUAAAGACUGGACACACCAGGGAAUUGCACGUCUCUACCACAAAGUCAGCCAAAAUGGAUAUAAAUUUAUGUACUGCUCGGCGAGGGCUAUUGGCAUGGCUGACAUGACGCGAGGCUACCUGCACUGGGUCAAUGAGAGGGGAACCAUGCUGCCAGUGGGCCCUGUGCUGCUCAGCCCUAGCAGCCUUUUCUCUGCCUUGCACAGGGAGGUGAUUGAGAAGAAACCUGAGAAGUUUAAGAUUCAGUGUCUAACAGACAUUAAGCACCUUUUCCACCCAAACACUGAACCUUUCUAUGCUGCCUUUGGAAACAGAGCAACGGAUGUAUAUUCCUAUAAGGAGGUGGGCGUUCCUCUGAACAGGAUUUUCACUGUCAACCCCAAGGGGGAGCUGAUACAGGAGCAUGCCAAAACCAACAUCUCCUCCUUCGGUGGUCUGUGCGAGGUGGUCGAUCAUGUUUUCCCCGUCCUGAAUCAGGAGGAAGGAGCUGACCUUAAUUGUGCUGACACCUUUGGUCAGUGCAACUACUGGAGUGAACAACUUCCUGUUGACAACAGCCCAGAAGAAGAGCCACAGCUUCUUGAUACAAGCUGAGGAAAGAACAUCAAAUCCAGCACAGAGGACACAGCUUUCCUCCAAUGUACUGUCAGGCAGGAUGCUGUUGCCAGGUAUUCAUUGGGACACAUGUUGUCCAGAUUAAGACUUAAAAUGCUGAUUAUUUUCAAUCUAAAUCAAGACUUCAGAUGGAAACAGCUCUCAAGCUUACUUAUUCUUUACCGUGGAUGUCUGUGAUAUACAACCCUACGACAAGUUACUGAGACUAAUAGUUUUAAGUAGAUGAAUGUGCAACAAUGUCUCACCUAAACAUCCUUCAAUAGUGAUAUCACAGGCAGCAGAUAUGUGGUCCAGUGCAAGUAGGACUGCUGGGAAAAAACAACAAUAUAAAAGAAGGUUAUUUUUUCUUUCACAGAAUUUCAGCAGCUGCUGAAACAGCUGGGACUCACAUAUAACUAAUUUCCAUAUGCACUGACUCACAAACAGACACACAACACAUAAACACAACUAAACUUGCAAAGCUGUUUCACAACAUUUCACCAGCUCAGUGUAAAGUCUCUCUUACCUUUUUAAGAACUCCUUCACCCGCAAUGUGUCAGUGGUGUAGAGUCGAGUAUACGCAGGUACCUAUUUCUAAAUCCCCGCUGAUACUUUCCAUUCAGUAUUACAGUGCAGUUUUUUUUCCUAGGGUGGCGAAAGCAUGACUCUGUCUCUAAUUGGCAAGUACUUUUCAUUGCUUUUGUACCUUAGUUGGGUAGCAAUCAGAGGUAGAAGGGCAAUUAUUAGGUGAACUAUAUGCAAGAGCAGCCUAUAAAAAAGGUUGUUUAUCGCCCAAAAAAAUGCUAGGCAUGAAUUGUAUAGUAUAACCACACCUGAAUGCACCACUACUGUGAAUAGAGAAUUGGCAUACAAAAAUGCCAUAGGGCAAUACACCAAUAUAAAUAAAUUUUUUUAGUUUUGAGUAUUGUUUCAGACAUGCCUUCUGUGAAAUAAUCUAAUCACUUAAAUUGAGAUUCAUUGGGGAAGUCUUACAAAACAUUAACCUUUACAACGUAAAUGAAAUAGGAAACAUUUUACCAAAACUCAGCUUGUUCGGGUUAGUUAUACACCUGGCUUUAUCAACUAAUGCUUGAAUAUAAAAAUGUAAAUUCAAUCUAAAAUCACACAGCAAAAAUUCAUAACUUGUCAAGUUCAUUUAUCUAACUUACAGACCAAAAUACCUUUUUUUAAGUUACAUUCAUCAGGAAUGCCCAGAUAGACAUCUUAUAUAACAAUCAAAAAUAAGGCCUGUAUUGCUUACAAAAAAGUGAAAAUAGCAGGAAAUCAUAAGUAAAAUCUAGGGCUGUAGUCUUACAGCAGUAAGGCUCCUGGCUCAAAUCCCUGUCAGACAGGGCCUCUCUGUGUGGAGUCCGCAGGGCAUGUUUAUUUUUAUUACACAUUUCAGCAACAAGGCAAUUCAAAGAGCUCAAAGUGCAUGUUCUCCUUGUGCAUGCACGGGUUUUCACUGGGUACUCUGGCUUCCUCCUGCAGACAUGAGAGACAUCAAAAGGGUGACAUUUAUUUACAAAGUUUUACAAAAAAUUUUUGAUGAGGAAAAAUGAUUUAGUGUCUUUGGCGGAAGACUCUAUUGUGAAACCCGAAUGUCAAAAAGGGGUAGAGAGGCCGUUGGAUCAAGAUAGGAUACCCCCCGAGUCUUGACACUGGUGGUGGUGAGAUGUGAUUUGUAGGAGAACGAGGCGGAAUCUUCUGAGGAGCCGAACUGACUUGAGGUUAAGACGAGGGAUGCUGACUAGAGAGAACUACGCUCUAGAUCUGAUGCCGCUGAAGUGGAGUGGAGGUAGCGAGAGCGGUGGCUGAGGGAUGCAGCGUUCAGCUGAGACGAUUGACUGCCAACAGAGUAGAACAAAUUUAUAACGUGACAGCGACGUGAUGAUUGGACACACGAGAUUUUGACCGAGUCUGAUUGGGAUGCCCAUCAGCUGAGCACCAGACCUUCAUUAUGACGUUAUCAUUAGGGUUAAUUGCAGACUCCAAAUUGCCCAUGAAUGUGAUUGCUUGUUUGUCUCUAUAUGUCAGCCCUAUGAUGACCGGUCACCAGACAGCAGCAACAUGAUAGGAUAACAGAGAGGGAUUGGAGCAGUUCUAUUGGAUAGAUGUCACCAGAUGAUGUGAACAGCUGACAUGACAGUGAGUGAGCACAGAGUAUGGAUUAGUGUAUGGGUUAUAAGAUGAGGAUAAACUAUUAAACUAGCAUGUGGAAUAUGACAGCACUUACACUGGAGCUUCAUUUAUUACAAGUUAAUCCGGCCUUGUUUUUGCUUUAUGUAUCUUGAAGUAAGAUUUUUAUCUGGAUAUGUCAGUUGAAUGUGGCUUUUGCCAUGACAGUAGAGACUUCUGGCUAAAUUUAACCAGACGCUGGUAUGUGACUGUUUGACUCUUUACUGACCUCAGAAACAGCACAACACUUCACAACACACACACACCAAAUCACAUCACAUUACAGUAAAAACAUGCAAAACCAGCACAGAAAGCUUAUCCAGUCAUCUUCUGUGCCAAAUGCAUGUAUUCUCCUGACCGUGCGACUGUGAAAAAUGUGACUCUGGCACAUUUUCUUACCAGGGUACAGUGACAAUAAUCAACAUAAAUGCAGCACAAUGCAAUUAACUUCAGUUUAAGUUCAGUCUGUUUUUAUAAAUAACUCAGUAUGUUGGAAUGUAGUGUAUAAAUACUCAGUGUAUGUUAUUCUAAUGACUAAUGCUCUUCAAUGCAAUUACUGUAUAGCCCUUAUAGGACAUACAGUUGUUUAUUUUCUGUUUUGUAAUGUUAUUAACACACAUAGAAAUAUACUUUUACAGCACUUACCUACUCUGUAGAGACUUCAAUAGAGUUUAUCAGAUGUUUAGAAGAAUCUCUACACAAACACAUCUAUUUUAUGGUUGGUUGUACAUAUUUUUUAUCACUUAUCAGAUGCUGAUGUUUUUAUUCAUCGAUCACUUAAAAUCUACUGUACUGCAUUUCUGUGAGAUAAACACCUGUUUGUUUUAACCACAUGUAUAACUUUAAAUGGUGAAACCACUGUAAAUAAUAAUUAACAUACAUUUUUUAACAGUAUGACGUCAUUUUUUUAAAUGCUCUUCUAAUUUUCAGAAAGCAAAAUAAGAUUUGAAACACAUUGUUACUGGUGCUCAUUCAAAUGCACUUGCAGCCAUAUUAUGCUUUACUGUAAAUGUCUUUUUAAACAAGCUGCCUCCUUUUGCACUCAAGGAGGCAGUUUUACAGUGUGACCACUAAAGUUAGAGGUUGAUUUGUGGUGUUUUCAAACUGCCAGAUGAUGGACUGAUUUUUAAGCUUUGCGUUUUGUUGAAUUAAUUUAAAACAGUAUGUUUGAUGACACUCAUACCUCUUGCAGCAAACUGAGGAGCACUACCUCCUCUGUUCAUGCAGAAGUGGAUCAUUGUAAGCAACACUAAAUGCAAACUGUUUCAAGAUAAAGAAAGGAAAAACAAACUAAAGAAAACCACCUGAUUUUAGUUAGAGGUUUAAUCAGAAACGCUCACUACUUUUAAGGAGUCUUUUGAUUGAUUGUGACCGAGUCUGCUCUAUUGUUAUAUACUCUUUGUGCAUAGAAUAGAUUUGUCUGAAUCUGUACUGUGAUUGAUGUUGCCUAAAGGAAAUAAGUAAUCAGGAAUUAACCUUGAUUUGUACGUAAAGAAUUUGAUGUUAACAUGCCUUCGGGGAGUUCAGUGAGAAAAAAAAGGAUGCAUGCUGUUAUAAUGUGAAGAUGCAAAUUUUUGUGGAUGUCAUGAUCACUGUCUUAUCACCAGAUCAGUGUGCAAAAGCACUUCCUUUAACAACAGAUAAAAGAGAUUAAACAAUUUAGCAUCCAUAUCAUGAAAAACACCACCCACCACACUUUAGGAGAUUCAUGCCACUUUAAGACUUUGUUUAUUGGUGUUUGUAAUAUUUCAUUGACCACAGUUAUAAUAAUUCAAGUUGAAAAGCACAUUUGAAUCAGUUUAAGGAAAAUGUCAAUUAUUUUAGUUUUCCUAACAUUAUCAAAAGUAUAAAAGUAUACUUACUGUAAGAUCUUCUGAGAUGGAAUAUGGAAUUCACAAGUAAGAUACUUUCUCCUUUUAAUGAUCAACAUGCUCAUCUGAUUUUUUUUUUCCUUUUUUGUGUGUAAACCAUCUUUUAGAUGUUUAGCACCUAAUUCUUUCUAUGAAAGAUUUAUUUAAAAUCUGGACCAGUUAUCCAGUCUGUCCAUGGGUUGACAUGGAUGUUGAUCCAGCUUUCCGUCCCAUGCAAAGCAGCAGCUUUCAGAACAGUGUGCAGUGCAAGCUAUUGUGAAAAACAUGGUUUGAAUAAAUCUGUACAAUGGGCACAUUUUUCAAUAAAAUCAAAGGUGAUUGCUACUUGA